UACCUUCUCACUCUUUUGAUGAUCAACAAGCAAUAACGCAGAACAUCCACUGGAGGGAGACGCAGGACUUUCAUUCCAUUAACCAAGAGCCGCUAGAGUCUGAAGGGCACUGUUAGUGAGUGUGUUACUCUGCAAUUCUCCCUCCCUUUCUGUAAUCACCCCACCCUGUGUGCUAACACUCUUAAAUAACUGUCUACCCACGCUGCGCGCUCAUCAGAGCUACAGCGCGCUUUCCAGUGACCACAGUUUCACGCGCACGGGCAUUCUUUCACAGAAGCGCGCGCAGAUGCGGGCAAUGGGUGCGCAGAAUAUUUUAGCGCGUAUUAAUAUAUAACCCUUAAAUGCCUAUAAGCCUUUUUAAAAAUAUACUCUAAGUGCAAUAUCGUGAAUAAAUAGUUUUAAAUUGGUUUAGAAACCUAUAUUCCUACCAAUUCUCGCGGGGCAAUGGAUUUACAGAACAUGAAUGAAACUCAGAUCCCGUUUUGGGAAGGUUCAAGAACUCCAGAAAAUUCCAGCGUGAACAUCUCUGCGUUGGAAGUUAACGCCACCUGUAGCAAUGCGUCAAUAAUUCAGAAAUUCAAACCCACACGACCAAAAGAAAUGGACUCAGUGAGGAUUAUUCUUUACUCACUUGUCUUUCUCCUGAGUGUUUUUGGGAACCUGCUGAUCAUUGUGGUCCUAAUAGCAAACAAGAGAAUGCGGACCGUCACCAACUCCUUCCUGCUCUCGCUGGCUAUUAGUGAUCUCAUGAUGGCCAUCUUCUGCAUGCCCUUUAAUCUCAUCCCCAGCCUGCUGGAGGACUUCAUCUUUGGAGCAGCGAUGUGCAAGACAGUCGCCUAUUUCAUGGGUAUAUCUGUCAGCAUUUCCACCUUCAGUCUGGUGGCCAUUGCCAUUGAAAGAUACAGUGCCAUUUGCAACCCGCUGAAGUCCAGGGCAUGGCAGACCCGUUCUCAUGCCUACAAGGUCAUCACAGCCACAUGGGUACUAUCUGUGGGUAUCAUGGUGCCCUAUCCUGUUUUUAGUAUACUGGUGCCAUUCAACAAGCCAAACAACAUCACGGCUCACAUGUGCAGGCUUGACUGGCCCAUCAGCCAGGUGGAACAGACUUGGUACGUCUUGUUGCUCUUUAUUCUGUUCUUCAUCCCAGGUGUGGUGAUGAUAAUUGCCUACGGUCUCAUAUCCAGAGAACUUUACAGAGGGAUUCAGUUUGAACUGGAGCAGAAGAAAGAGUCUAGUGGUGUAAAGAAUGGGUUGAAUGGUGCACUGUCUUCUGGCCAUGAUGAGAGCGAUGGAUGUUAUAUCCAAGUCCCAAAGAAGCCCCCUGCUAUGGAACUUUCUGCUCUGACCACCUCCGGCACCGUCAAGGCAGACCGUCCACGGAGCAACACCUCAGAGGCAAAGCUCAUUGCCAAAAAACGAGUGAUCCGAAUGCUGAUCAUUAUAGUAGCCAUGUUCUUCGUAUGCUGGAUGCCUCUAUACUCUGCCAACACCUGGAAGGCUUUCGACCAAAAGUCAGCCCAACGCGCACUUUCCGGAGCUCCCAUCUCCUUCAUUCAGCUUCUGUCCUAUACCUCAGCCUGCGUCAACCCCAUCAUCUACUGCUUCAUGAACACCCGCUUCCGGAAGGCUCUCUUGGCCACAUUUGGGUGUUGCAGCCGCCCGUGCCACAACCAGAGGAAGAGGAGGGAAGGUGAUGAUGAGAUCACUGGAGUCACAGGGGCGUCCAUAACAAAGUUCAGUUAUACCACCGUUAGCACGUUAUCCUACAUGAAGAUGUAUCAGGUGGGCAAGGCAAUUCAUUCUUCAACGGAAUCAACGGUCUCUUGGAAAUCUUCACCCCAGUUGAAGUGAUGCCAUGGUCAAAACUGCCAAGCUGCUUGACAGGUUGGAAUUUUAAUGCCCUGGCACUGGAGAUAAUGAUUUAAAUGGAAAAUAAUAAACUGUAAAGGGAUGUUUGAUGAGAUUGCCUUUGAGGCACUAAUGUUCUAAUACACAUUCUCACUAAAACACUAUAAAAAAUAAAAAAAAGCAUUCAGUCUGUCUCACAUUGCAAUUGCUCUAAUUGAUUUUUUCCUUAUUGCUGAAGCUGAUGAAACACCUGGGAUAAUUCGGCUUCUCGCCUUGCCCCAACGAACCCUCUCUGAAUAUAUGAAAGGAGAACUAAGCUCUUGUUUGUGCUGAAAUUAAUUUAUUCAGCGGUUCAUGCUAAACAUGAAAGCUGGAUCUGCACAACGAAACCAAGCGUUUUAAAAUUCAUCCUCAUAAGGAUGGAGCGCACAUGAGAUGUUUGUGUGCUUAUACUUGGUUCAUCUUGUUAUCCACUGGAUUGUUGAAAUGCCUAAAUACCCAUCGUUUAUACAAGUAUUGGCAACAGGGUUAUUACAGUUAACUGCAAAGAAAUGAAAAAUAAAACCCUUAAAACAUUUUUUGUCACUUAAAAAAUUGUUUACUUAAAAUUUAGCAAGGCAACAUUUCUUAUUUUAAUUUUGUUUAACC
Molecule: messenger RNA, 2496 nt
Organism: Cyprinus carpio (common carp)
Lineage: Eukaryota; Metazoa; Chordata; Actinopteri; Cypriniformes; Cyprinidae
Gene: cckbra
Product: cholecystokinin B receptor a
Exons: 6
Coding region: 445-1851 (468 amino acids)
Biological process (GO): neuropeptide signaling pathway
Cellular component (GO): membrane
Molecular function (GO): neuropeptide receptor activity; gastrin receptor activity
Source: RefSeq, a predicted model, not a curated record